UUUAAAAUUUUACUAAAAAUGUAGCAGACCGAGUAAAAUAUAUUUGUAAUUAUCGUAACAUAUCAACCCUCAACCAAAGAGUACACAGCUGUUGACAUUAAGCGGCAUAUUUGAUAGUUCGUCUGGCGUCUAAAUUUUCAUGAUAUUUGCAUCUUCAAACGCGUGUUUAUUUUAAAGAAUUUGAAUAAAUUGCAAUAAAUUACAUUCAAUAUUUGAUAAAAUGUCACAAUGUAAUGAUGACAGAGUACCAGCUGAGGAGAGUGACCUACUUCAAAUUAAGCCACUUGGCGCCGGUCAGGAAGUCGGAAGAUCUUGUAUAAUGUUGGAUUUUAAAGGAAAGAAAAUAAUGCUUGAUUGCGGUAUACACCCUGGACUAUCCGGUAUGGAUGCACUACCUUACGUAGAUUUGAUAGAAGCUGAUGAAGUUGAUCUCCUCUUUAUAUCACAUUUUCACUUGGACCACUGUGGUGCUCUACCAUGGUUUCUGAUGAAGACCAGUUUUCGAGGCAGAUGCUUUAUGACACACGCCACAAAAGCUAUAUAUCGUUGGAUGUUAUCGGAUUACAUAAAAAUUAGUAACAUUUCCACGGAGCAAAUGCUCUACACAGAAGCCGACUUAGAGGCGUCUAUGGAGAAAAUUGAAACUAUAAACUUCCAUGAGGAACGUGACGUUAUGGGUGUACGCUUUUGUGCUUACAACGCAGGACAUGUACUCGGCGCUGCUAUGUUUCUAAUUGAAAUUGCCGGUGUGAAAAUACUCUACACCGGUGACUUUUCUAGACAGGAAGAUCGACAUUUGAUGGCUGCCGAAAUACCACCCGUUAAACCUGACGUCCUUAUAACGGAAUCAACUUAUGGUACACAUAUCCACGAAAAGCGUGAAGAUCGUGAAAAUAGAUUUACAUCAUUAGUGCAAAAGACUGUGCAACAGGGUGGUCGUUGCUUGAUUCCAGUAUUUGCUUUGGGGCGCGCUCAAGAGUUGCUACUUAUACUAGACGAAUAUUGGUCACAAAAUCCGGAACUGCACGAAAUACCCAUUUACUAUGCGUCAUCGCUGGCUAAGAAAUGCAUGGCUGUGUAUCAAACAUAUAUUAAUGCAAUGAAUGACAAGAUACGACGACAAAUCGCUGUGAAUAAUCCAUUUGUGUUUCGUCACAUUUCAAAUCUAAAAGGCAUUGAUCAUUUUGAUGACAUUGGUCCAUGCGUUGUAAUGGCUUCGCCUGGUAUGAUGCAAAGCGGUUUGUCGCGCGAAUUAUUCGAAAACUGGUGCACAGAUCCGAAGAAUGGUGUUAUAAUUGCUGGCUACUGCGUUGAGGGUACAUUGGCUAAAACCAUACUCUCUGAACCAGAAGAGAUUACAACUUUAGCAGGUCAAAAAUUGCCAUUAAAUAUGUCAGUGGAUUAUAUUUCGUUUUCUGCACAUACUGACUACCAGCAGACAAGUGAAUUCAUACGGCUACUUAAACCGCAACAUGUGGUGUUGGUGCAUGGUGAGCAAAACGAAAUGUCUCGUCUGAAAAUGGCACUGCAACGUGAGUAUGAAGCCGACACUUCCACAAACAUCAAAUUCUACAAUCCAAGAAACACACAUUCCGUCGAACUAUACUUCCGUGGCGAAAAAACGGCCAAAGUCAUGGGCAAUUUAGCGGCUACAAAGCCGGAGGUUGGAAAUAAAUUAUCUGGCGUUUUAGUAAAACGUGAUUUUAAAUACCACCUGCUUGCCGCAUCUGAUUUGUCAAAAUACACCGACAUGAGUAUGUCCGUUGUCACACAGAGACAAUCUAUUCCAUGGAAUAGUCAGUUAGGCACCUUAAAGUUACUGUUAGAUCGUAUUGGUGGUGUUGGUACGACGGAAAUACUGGAAGAGGAGAAACGUAUUCGCGCAUUUAAGUGCAUUGACUUAUCGGUGGAGGGGAAAAUAAUUAUAAUGGAAUGGCAGGCAACGCCUGUUAACGAUAUGUUCGCGGACUCGGUGCUCGCAUGCAUAAUGCAAACUGAAAUGGGUGGCACUAACAUCAAGGGUACCACCACAACCUCCAAAUCAGAUCGCACACAUUUCAAAGAGUGUUUGGUGGAAACGUUGCAAGAUACAUUUGGGGAGCAUUCAGUGCCAAAAAUGUUCAAAGGCGAAGUACUGCCAAUUACUGUGGCCGGAAAGCGAGCAGAAGUGAAUUUGGAAACUUUGCAAGUGCAUUGUCCUGAAGAUGACGGUUUACGUCAAAUUGUUAAUACGGCGGUACAAAAACUACAUCAAGCUUUGGUCACAAUUCCUUGAGCUACAAUUAAUAUGCACAAAAAAUUAUUUUUAUAAUCGAAUGUUACAUUUUUUAUUGUGUCUCAAAUAACCAUGUUUAAAUUGUAUUGGUACCUAUUAUUAAAUUGAAAAUAGUUAAGUCAUAUGAAUUUAAAUAUUUUACAUAUGUA
Zeugodacus cucurbitae (melon fly) is the source of this 2424-nucleotide messenger RNA. RefSeq names its product cleavage and polyadenylation specificity factor 73 (gene Cpsf73). Gene Ontology annotation, cellular component: mRNA cleavage and polyadenylation specificity factor complex. Gene Ontology annotation, molecular function: RNA endonuclease activity; 5'-3' exonuclease activity; RNA binding. The record is from RefSeq and is a predicted model, not a curated record. Gene Ontology annotation, biological process: mRNA 3'-end processing by stem-loop binding and cleavage. Bases 221 to 2275 code for a protein of 684 amino acids. Lineage: Eukaryota; Metazoa; Arthropoda; Insecta; Diptera; Tephritidae. The transcript is spliced from 7 exons.